Molecule: messenger RNA, 1258 nt
Organism: Condylostylus longicornis
Lineage: Eukaryota; Metazoa; Arthropoda; Insecta; Diptera; Dolichopodidae
Exons: 5
Coding region: 306-890 (194 amino acids)
Source: RefSeq, a predicted model, not a curated record
AAUGAUAAAAACAAAAAAUAAAUGAAAAUCAACAAUAAAUUGUUACAAUUCAAAUAAUAAUUUUGUGUCUCAAAAAUUUUGAUUUAAAUCUGGAGAAAAUUUAACUAAGAUUUAUAAAUAACUUUAUUCAUACUUCAUAUAAAAAUUAUUAUAAACUUUCUUUGGGGCUGUUUCAUAUACAUACAUCAUAACAUAAUAUUGGUCUUUUCAACAAAAUUCGGUGGCCUUUCUUAUAACAACAAUAUCAAUUGUAUUACAUUGGCCACCCUUUCUCUGCUUUAUAGGUUCACGCAACAUGGAGUUUUAUGAAACAUCCUCCUUCAAUAUUUUUGAUUAACAAUAUAACUGAUUAUUGUGAUAAAAGGUUAAACUGUAAUGGUCAUAAUCAUACGCUUUGUUUUCUUUCACAUGAAGUUAUUAAUAAUUAUACCAUUUAUUAUGAAUAUCAAAUGGAGGGUCGGAUAAAAGAUAUUAUAUUGGCACAUAAUGGAAUUCGCAAUCGAAUUGCAGGCAAAAUGAACAUACCAAAUAUGGAACAUGUGAUUUGGGAUGAUGAACUAUCUCAUAUGGCACUUUCAUGGAUUCGUUACAAGCAUUCACCAUGGAUUCUCGAUCCAUGUACAACUUUUUUUCCAAAGGCGUAUGGAAUAGCCCCAGAAUUUCAUUACAUAGUUCAAAAUAUUUUCUUUUUUCGUUAUAAGUUUUUACCUCAAAAUUUUAUCAAUUCAGUUUUAAGGACAUGGUAUCUGGAAAAAAAUGAUAUGCCAAAAGAAGCACUAUUUAGAGUAUUUAGAGAAAAGUAUGUUAAGCGAAAUUUGGAUUUCCAUAAUAACUUUACAGUAAUCGCACAUCCUUAUAUUAGUCGUGUUGGGUGUGCAAUGGCUAGGUAAUGUAAGCCUUCUAGAACUAAUUGCGAAUGUACAAUUGGUUGAACAUAUUAGCAACAAUAUAGGUCAGAAAUUUUAAAAUUUCAAACGAAAUAGAAUACGAUUUAAAACUGUUAUGCAAGAGGAAUGGAAACUGUUAUACAUUUCAAAACUGUUAUACAAGUGAAACUGUGCAAUUUUACUCAACCAAGCUACAUUUAAAUAUAAAUCAAAGUGACUCAAAGAUAUUUCAGGAAAGAAUGGAUAGGUAACAACAGACAAAACAAAUUAUCGUUUACAUAAACAUAUUAUCAAUGAAAAACUGUAAAGUUCUAAUUUUCAGUUGGGAUAUUUUUCAUCAUUUUAAGUGUGGCGUAUUGUAAAAUAAGAAA